Messenger RNA from Anopheles marshallii, 1077 nucleotides. It is a transcript of the gene RfC38, whose product is annotated as replication factor C subunit 3. The transcript has 2 exons. Gene Ontology annotation, biological process: DNA-templated DNA replication; DNA repair. The coding region runs from base 1 to 1077 and encodes 358 amino acids. Lineage: Eukaryota; Metazoa; Arthropoda; Insecta; Diptera; Culicidae. Gene Ontology annotation, molecular function: DNA clamp loader activity; DNA binding. The record is from RefSeq and is a predicted model, not a curated record. Gene Ontology annotation, cellular component: DNA replication factor C complex; nucleus.
AUGGCACUCUGGGUUGAUCGCUAUCGGCCGCGAGAGCUAUCAAAGCUCGACUAUCAUAAAACGCAAGCAAAUCAACUGAUCAAUCUGUGCUCUCAGGGCGACUUUCCUCAUCUGAUGUUCUACGGUCCUUCCGGAGCUGGUAAGAAAACGCGUAUCAUCUGUUUGCUUCGAGAACUGUACGGUUCCGGCGUUGAACGACUACGAAAUGAGGUGAUGAACUUUACGACACCAUCUAACAAGAAGAUCGAAAUCAUGACCGUCAGCAGUAACUAUCACAUCGAGGUUAACCCAUCCGAUGUGGGCAUUUACGAUCGCGUGGUGAUCACCGAUAUGAUAAAGCAGAUCGCCCAAACGCAGCAAAUCGACCCAUCGGGGCAGCGUGAGUUCAAAACGAUCGUUCUUUCGGAGGUUGACGAACUCACGAAGGAUGCACAGCAUGCGUUGCGUCGUACGAUGGAAAAGUAUGUGGCCACCUGCCGUUUGAUCUUGUGCGUUAACUCGACGUCACGCAUCAUUCCCGCGGUGAAGAGUCGUUGCCUAGGAAUACGUGUUUCUGCACCGACGGAGGACGAAAUUGUAUCCAUCAUGAAUUCAAUCUGCAAAAAGGAAAACCUCCAUAUCCCGCCAGAACUUGCCGUUGGAAUAGCGCAGAAAUCGGAACGCAAUCUACGCCGGGCCAUACUUUCACUCGAGGCCUGCAAAGUUAUGCAGUAUCCUUUCACCGCGAACCAGGAAAUCCCGGACAUGGAUUGGCAGACGUACCUCAAGGAAACGGCCAAUAUGAUAGUGCAGGAGCAAACGCCCCAACGCAUGGAGGUUGUCCGCGAGCGGUUGUAUGAGCUGCUGUCCCAAGGCAUUCCGCCGGACAUCAUUUUCAAAGGUUUGGUUCAAAUUCUUGUGAAGAAUUGCGACAUGAGCUUGAAAACGCAAACGCUUAGCUUUGCCGGAUUGUACGACCAUCGGAUGCAGCGUGGCAGCAAACACAUCUUUCAUCUGGAAGCGUUCGUGGCGCAGUUCAUGGCCCUGUACAAAAAAUUCCUCAACCAAAUGUCUGCAAUGGAUAUGGAUGAGUUUUAA